Molecule: messenger RNA, 2250 nt
Organism: Cynocephalus volans (Philippine flying lemur)
Lineage: Eukaryota; Metazoa; Chordata; Mammalia; Dermoptera; Cynocephalidae
Gene: MASP2
Product: MBL associated serine protease 2
Exons: 13
Coding region: 1-2250 (749 amino acids)
Biological process (GO): proteolysis; complement activation, lectin pathway
Cellular component (GO): extracellular region
Molecular function (GO): serine-type endopeptidase activity; calcium ion binding
Source: RefSeq, a predicted model, not a curated record
AUGAGCUCGCUGGACUCUGAGCAUGUUCAGACCUUUGACUGUUCCCAGGGGGGCCUGAGUGGGGUCAGGAAACAGUCUCAGCUCAAGUCCGAGCUGGCUGUCGGAAAUCAGAGGAUGCCCCUCAAGGCCAAGGAGGAGGGGAGACAGUGGCCCGCGCUGCAGAAACAGCCGGGUGCCUGGAAGCUGCUGAUCCUCCUGGGCCUGCUGGGUGGCUCAGCAGCCGCGCCCUCGGACCUGCAGUGGCCUGAGCCCGUGUUCGGGCGCCUGGCGUCCCCUGGCUUCCCAGGGACGUAUGACAACAACCAGGAGCAGCACUGGACCCUGACUGCACCCCCCGGCUACCGCCUUCGCCUCUACUUCACCCACUUUGACCUGGAGCUCUCCCACCUCUGCGAGUACGACUUCGUCAAGCUGAGCUCGGGAACCAAGGUGCUGGCCACACUGUGCGGCCAUGAGAGCACAGACACAGAGCGGGCGCCCGGCAAUGACACCUUCUACUCGCUGGGCUCCAGACUGGAUGUCACCUUCCGCUCCGACUACUCCAAUGAGAAGCCGUUCACAGGCUUUGAGGCCUUCUACGCAGCAGAGGACAUCGAUGAGUGCCAAGGAGAGGCACCUGCCUGCGACCACCACUGCCACAACCACCUGGGUGGCUUCUACUGCUCCUGCCGAGCGGGCUAUGUCCUCCACCACAACAAGCGCACCUGUUCGGCCCUGUGCUCGGGCCAGGUCUUCACUCAGCGGUCUGGGGAGCUCAGCAGCCCCGAAUACCCACAGCCGUACCCCAAACUCUCCAGUUGCACUUACAGCAUCCACCUGGAGGAGGGGUUCAGUGUCAUCCUGGACUUCAUGGAGUCCUUUGACGUGGAAACGCACCCCGAAACCCCGUGUCCCUAUGACAUCCUCAAGAUUCAAACAGACAGAGAGGAAUAUGGGCCAUUUUGUGGGAAGACUUUGCCCCACAGAAUUGAAACGAAGAGCAACACCGUGACCAUCACCUUUGUUACCGAUGAGUCAGGGGACCACACAGGCUGGAAGAUCCACUACACAAGCACAGCGCAGCCUUGCCCUUAUCCGAUGGCACCACCUAACGGCCACAUUUCACCUGUGCAAGCCAAAUACAUCCUGAAGGACAGCUUCUCCGUCUUUUGUGAGACUGGCUACGAGCUUCUGCAAGAUAAUUUGCCCCUGAAAUCAUUUGCUGCAGUCUGUCAGAAAGAUGGAUCUUGGGACCAACCGACGCCAGAGUGCAGCAUUGUUGACUGUGGCCCUCCUGAUGAUCUACCCAAUGGCCAAGUGGAAUAUAUCACAGGUCCUGAAGCGACCACGUACAAAGCAGUGAUUCAGUACAGCUGUAAAGAGACUUUCUACACAAUGAAAACGAAUGAUGGUAAAUAUGUGUGUGAGGCUGAUGGAUUCUGGACGAGCUCCAAAGGAGAAAAAUCACUCCCAGUCUGUGAGCCUGUUUGUGGACUAUCAACCCGUACUACAGGAGGUCGUAUAUAUGGAGGGCAAAAUGCAAAGCUUGGUGAUUUCCCUUGGCAAGUCCUGUUAUUAGGUGAAACUACAGCAGCAGGUGCCCUUUUAUAUGACAACUGGAUCUUGACGGCUGCUCAUGCCGUAUAUAGGCAAAAAGAAGAUGCCUCUUCCUUGGACAUUCGAAUGGGUACCCUGAAGAGACUAUCACCUCAUUACACACAAGCCUGGGCCGAGGCUGUUUUUAUACAUGAAGCUUACACUCAUGAUGCUGGUUUCGACAAUGACAUAGCACUGAUUAAGUUGAAGAACAAAGUUGUAAUCAAUAGCAACAUCAUACCUAUUUGCCUGCCAGGAAAAGAAGCUGAAUCCUUUAUGAGGACAAAUGACAUUGGAACAGUAUCUGGAUGGGGAUUAACCCAAAGGGGUUUUCUUGCUAGAAGUCUAAUGUUUGUUGACGUACCAAUUGUUGACCGUCAAAAAUGUACUGCUGCAUAUGAAAAGAAGCCCUAUCAAGGGGGAAGGGUAACUAAUAACAUGCUUUGUGCAGGCUUAGAAAGUGGGGGCAAAGAUAGUUGUAGAGGUGACAGUGGGGGGGCAUUAGUGUUUCUAGAUAACGAGACACAGAGGUGGUUUGUGGGAGGAAUAGUGUCCUGGGGUUCCAUUAAUUGUGGGGAAGCAGAUCAGUAUGGAGUAUACACAAAAGUCAUUAACUAUAUUCCCUGGAUCAAGAACAUAAUUAAUAAUUUUAAUCUGCAUGUCCUCAAUCAGUAA